AUGAAGACGAAGAGCGCGGAGGAUUCGUCUGACGAGAACACACCUGCCAAAGCAGACGAUGGGUUUCCGCCGCCGAUGGAUCUCCCUUCUUAUAAUGAUUUGCUUGAACGUUACUUGCUGUCGAAAAGGACCAAAACACAGCUCACCGUUAGCAUCAUUGAAGAUGGGAGUUAUCUGCUGAAGAUGAAUAUCGACCCUUUUCCGCCUCUUACAUGCCUCAUUCCGAAGCACGACUGGGUUGUGACGAUGCAGAAAGUACACGCUGUGUUGAAGAUGAUCAGUGAAACAGCUAAUGAUGCAAAUUCAUGUGUGUCCACAAAUGUUCAUGAAAAAGCGUUGGUAGAAGUGUUAAAGAAGACGCCACAAGUGAAAAAGUGUCCCUCUCCCUCUCCUCCAAGUACAAGCUCAGCACAACAGGGAGAGCAGCGCAGUCGUAAAAGUCGUCGGUCACUCAAAGUUAGAUUCCAUCGAUUAGGAGUUGAUCAAUACAAAGUCAUUGGAGUAGCAGAUACAUCUACAUCAAAAAAUGCCAGUGAAAGUGACCAGUCUAAGCAGAAAUCUCCUGGCAGAAGAGCUCAUAAAAAAAGCAAG
Molecule: messenger RNA, 591 nt
Organism: Ostertagia ostertagi
Lineage: Eukaryota; Metazoa; Nematoda; Chromadorea; Rhabditida; Trichostrongylidae
Source: the annotation of a GenBank genome assembly